AUGGCUGCGAGCGUGAGUUCCUGGCUCGCGGCCGCGACGCCCACACCAACCCUCGCCUCCGUUGCUUCCAAAUGUGCGACAACACUCUCUGUCGGUGCCGUCCUAUCCUUCGGCCCCGGCCACCCUUUAACUACGCUCACCCACGCCGCCAUUCUCGAGACGCCCUGCGCCGCGGGUCAGACGCCGACGUCCUCGUCAUUACCGCCCGUCCUGCUGGCCAACGCGGAGGGCAUCGAUGCCCUCGACGCUGAAACGAGCGGCGGCUCGCCUCAAUUCUCCGACUUUCGCGAUGCCUUUUACGAGUCGACCUUCCCCGUCUGCUACGUCCUCGCCGCCACGACUGUCACCGCCUACAUGCUCGUCAUCAUGCUCUUCGUCACCCCACGCUCCUUCCUCGACGGUGGCGUUGCAUAUCUCGGCCGCAGCGGUUUCACCGGCAGCUCACCCAACGGCAUCAGCAUUGGUGGCCGCCCGUGGCUGCAGAAAGUAGCCGCCAUGACUGUCGCCAUCUCCCUGACCAUUGCCACUGCCGAUACGUUUCGCGUCGCUGAAGAGCAGUAUGCCUGGGGUGUGCAAAACGCAGAUCAGUUGCAGUCCGAAGUCAUGGACAGCACCGAACUUAAAAUCAUGCGCCUCAUUUCCGACACGUUUCUGUGGCUGGCGCAGGCGCAAACCUUGAUCCGCCUCUUUCCACGCCAGCGUGAAAAGGUCAUUAUCAAAUGGACCGCCUUUGCCCUCAUCACCCUGCAAGUCAUCUUCAGUGCGCUAAACAGCUUUUACUAUCUCACGAGUGGCAGCAACGGCAACGCGAGGCCACAGAGCUUCGUUGACGCCGUCCCCGCUCUCAGCUACUUAUUCCACCUUUCUCUGGGCUUGCUCUAUGCUGCCUGGGUCAUUUACUAUGCGCUCAUGAAGAAGCGCUACGCAUUCUAUCAUCCCUUGAUGAAGAAUAUGCCACUCAUCUCAGCUCUCUCCAUCCUCUCCAUCCUUAUUCCUGUUGUCUUUUUUGUCUUGGAUAUAUCCAGGCCAGAAUUUAUCGGCUGGGGCGAAUAUGUUCGUUGGGUAGGUGCCGCCGCAGCCAGUGUGGUGGUGUGGGAAUGGGUUGAGAGGAUAGAAGCCCUGGAGCGCGAAGAGAAGAAAGACGGCAUCCUAGGCCGUGAGGUUUUCGACGGCGACGAGAUGGUGGAGGCUUCUGCCUCAGACUUCCCCUGGCUACGGCGCAGGAGGAACCGGAAAAGUCAGGCCGGCGGAGGGCCAGGAAGCAGUGGUGCCGCUGGACAUGGCGGUGGCGUUGGCGAUAGCGUCGGCGGCGACGGAGGCCAAGGAACCUCGACGGCUGCGAGACUUAUGGCGUGGCCUGGUCUCACGUCAAUUCCUUCCAAAUACCAAGGCAACUUUCGCCAACAGCAGCAGCAGCAGCAGCAGCAGCAACAGCAACAACAGCAACAGCAACAAUCGGCAGCACGUAGCGCCGACGCGACGCAGCAAGCUCGUGUAUCAGCCGUCGGCACGAUCCAACCACCACUGUGGCCAGCUCGCCCGCCUCCGGCCAUAACCCCCGUGAGCAGGGCCGACACGGCCAGCGCAGCAAGCACCGACUAUGCCGUAAGGUACAAGCCCGCUUCAGACACAACGAAUCGCACGCCCGACACGCACCUCCGACGAACCCCGCCGGCAGCGGCAACAAUGCCGGCAUCGGCACCAGUCCGGCCAUCUACUUCAUCGUCGACAAGCCGGAGCACCGGCACCACCGAGUCAGACAGUGACGGCGUGGCAGUCGCAGCACCCGUACCAAGGCAGGCGGCUGUUGCCAAGGACAUCGACCCGGAGGCUCAACAAACCGACACGACGACCGAAGGCCGGAGCAGGUGGCGAGCCCUCAGCGCCGCGACCAACCCGCUCUUCAACAGGCAGGGACGUGAUCGUCCACCAGCGGCCGUGGCACCGCACACGGCUGCAGCGGCCGGUGAGCACCGGACACGGGAUCAGUACGCCAGCAGCGGCGGGCGGUGGGACUUGAGGGCGCGACUAGAAGACUUUGCGGCGACACAGGCGGAGAAGGUGCGCGAGAAGAUGCAGCCGACGCCCGAGACGGACAGUCUGCCGGUGACGGUCAUUCCGGCACCGCCGCGGCAAGGAGCGGCACUGGCACGUCUCCUCGAGGAAGAAGGAAUAGACGACCGCCGGUCGCCGCUGGAGCGAAGCACGAGCGGCGGAUCGGGCUUUUCGUCGUUCCCUGGCAUCGGGGCAGGGGCUCUGCCGCACGCCCUGGACAGGACGACGAGCGACGUGUCACGACAGGCGCCACGAGGAAUGAGCGCCUCGGUCGACACGGCGUCGGUGAACGCGAACCCGAGCCGGCCGCCGCUGUGGCCGGGCGUGCGAACACAGCCGAGCUACGAGCGGGCGGCGACGACUACGACGACGACGUACGAGUACGAAGACGCAUCGGACGUUCAGACACCAACGGAGCACAGCAGGCGGGAAACGGAGGGCUCGCGAGGGUCGCCUGCGCCGUGA
Molecule: messenger RNA, 2520 nt
Organism: Verticillium nonalfalfae
Lineage: Eukaryota; Fungi; Ascomycota; Sordariomycetes; Glomerellales; Plectosphaerellaceae
Gene: RIM21
Product: pH-response regulator protein palH/rim21
Exons: 1
Coding region: 1-2520 (839 amino acids)
Biological process (GO): cellular response to pH
Cellular component (GO): plasma membrane
Source: RefSeq, a predicted model, not a curated record